GAGGGUGAGCAAUCGCAGGAGGCACCGUCAGCAGGGACCGUCUGGGACGGGGAAUUGCUGGCCGCCGCGGAGUCUUUGCCAUGCCUCGGUACUGCGCGGCCACUUGUUGCAGGAACCGAGCGGGACAGAGCGCCCGAGAUCAGCGAAAGCUCAGCUUUUACCCAUUUCCUCUUCAUGAUAAAGAAAGAUUAGAGAAAUGGUUACGGAAUAUGAAACGUGACACUUGGACUCCUAGUAAGCAUCAGGUCCUCUGCAGUGACCAUUUUACGUCAGAUUCUCUAGAUGUGCGGUGGGGUAUUCGGUAUUUGAAGACAACUGCAGUGCCAACUAUUUUUUCAUCCUCUGAAAAUCAGGAAAAAGGAAUAUCCCAGAAGAAAACGCAAGUGGAAAGAAUAGAAGAUAUCAAAGAAAUGAGCACAUGCAUAACAACAUCAACUCUUAAAUCCUGUUCACCAAAGAGAAAUACCUUACCUGAAGGAGGUCUAUAUCGAAAAACUCUUGAAACAAAUCCAGACUGCUCAGCAGGAACGGAAGGACUAACACAGAAUAUUGUGAAAGAUGGCGCUGCAUAUUCAGGUAACUGCGUUAAACAGAAUAAGCAGCAAGCAAACCAAAUAAUAACAGCAUCUGAUAUGGAAAACACAGGAGCCAUCCGUUCCAAUAUUCCAGGAAAUAGUCAGACCAUCAAAAACAUUUUUAAUGCUGCUGCUACAGAUUUGCAAGUUUCCGUUCGUGACCUCCAGUCAUGUUUUGAAUAUGGCUCACAUUCUAAAGCCACAGUUUUGCAGGCCACACAUCCGGAACGUGGAGAUUCAUCUCCGGAAUUCACUAAUGUCUCCAUACCCAUGAGCGAACUUAAAUCUGAUCAGUUUGAUUCUCACAUUGCAAAUUGCUCAAUAGAAGUACAAACAGAUGAAAGUUCGGUCUUGCUUCAGUCCAUGUCACAAGCUUUGGAACAGCUCAGUGGAAAUAAGGAGUCUGUCAUCACCAUUAUCGUUCCUUCAGAGGACUCAAGAACCCCCUUGCUAUUAGAGGGCUCCUUUAUAUCAGCAGAAGAGGUAUUAACCCACCUGGAAGCAGAAAACUCUGUUGUCAUCGGCAGCUGCAGCAGCCUUGAAGUGCUACAAACGGAGCAUUCAUACUGUAGGCAAGACACAGACCGGGAACAACUCUGGCAAAAAAUUACAAAGCUGCACUCAAAAAUAGCCCUUUUAGAAGUCCAGGAGAGAAAAACCCUAAGCAGACUUAAAGCUAUAGAAGCGCUUAUUGCAAAACUGAAGCAAGACAAUCUCCUUUCGGAGGAGAAGCUUAAAGUCGUAGAAAACUGUUUUACAACAUUUGAAGUUACCAUGAUACAAUAAACGCUUUAAAAGAAGGGAUUGCAACUUGUUCUGCAAAUUAUUUCCUGGGGUUUUCUUUUUUUUGUUUGUUUGUUGGUUUGCGAGAGAGGGUGUUGUGUUUGUUUAUUUAUUUAUAAGUAGAAAUGGAAUAAAAAUAGGUCAUCACUUUCCUCCCUCUCCUUUCCUCUGCUCUCAGCAUCUUCCCAAAUUCUUUUAUGGAAUAUUGGGACUAGGGCAAUGGGGAAAUGUAAAAUUUAUUACUACUGCUUUUGUGGGUGUAGCUUGGGGGUGGUGGCUGAAGAGGUUGUAGAAAAAAUGCUUUUAAACGCUCUGAUGAUCCCAGCUGAGCCGCGCGAUCAUCCGAGGUUUUUUUUUUUAAAGCAUUUUUUUGGCUAAAGAAAAAAACCCUUUAAAAGUAAAAAAGAAAGCCUCUGAUGAUUGCGCAGCUCCGCUGGGCAUGUGGGGGGGUGGCAGGGAUGUUUGCUACCGUUCUCCGAACCACCCGCCGCCAUCGCUACCAGAUUGGGCAAUCCGGUCCAAACCGGGAGCAUUUCACCCCUGGAAUAGAGAUAUUUUGUGAAACUGCAUGGGGACUGGCAUUGGGGGAUGUAGGAAGGAAGAAGAAAUCAUACAUACAUCUUAAAUGUCAAAAACCUUCAUUGAGUCUCAAUUGCUGCAGAAAAUAGAAAGAAACUACUCUAGAGCCAUAAAGUUCCAUCAAUCCAAAGCCAUAACAAAAACAUUCUGGUAUAUUACAACUGUACAACAGACUGACUACUUGAGGCGGAAAAAACAUAAACCAAUUUUAAAACAUGUUUAUUCUAAGGUACAGAGGCAGUUUGGUGCAGUAGUUAAGGCAUCAGGCCAGAGACUGGGAAACAGUUCUAGUCCCACCUUGGGCAUGAAAUCAGCUGAAUGUCCUUGGGCCAAUUUCUUUUUCAUAGCUUUAGGAAUGAGGUUUUUGGCAAACCACUUCUGAAAAACCUUGCCAAAAAAAACUAUAGGAACUUGUGACUGAGAAUUAGACCCAACUGAACAGAAGAAGAUAAGCCCAAACUAUUCUCAAGUAAGUUUGUAUGGGAAUGCAGCACUGAAGUCUAUAACUGUGUGGGUAAAUAAAAUGUAUUCAUGAAAGCUUACUCCCACAAGGACACAAACAGCUGCAUUACUUUCACUUUGAACCAUUGCCUUCAAGGUCUACCUCACUUGCCAAACUGAUGUUAUUCAUAAAUAAUGCAAUUCUAAGCAUGCAUGGGAAGUUCCAUUGAUGUGUAUAGGGUUUAUUUUCUAAUUUGCUGCUUUAAAAAUAUAGCCCAUAUCUCUUAGAAUUAAUGGAACAAUGGAAGAUGG
Molecule: messenger RNA, 2690 nt
Organism: Ahaetulla prasina
Lineage: Eukaryota; Metazoa; Chordata; Lepidosauria; Squamata; Colubridae
Gene: THAP5
Product: THAP domain containing 5
Exons: 3
Coding region: 81-1361 (426 amino acids)
Cellular component (GO): nucleus
Source: RefSeq, a predicted model, not a curated record